AUGAGGCACUCUCGCACCUCGCGCUGGAUCGAUGCUUUGCGGCUUCUCCGGGAGGGGUCUUCUAAUGUCCAGCCUGACAUCAUCUCGAUUGGAGCCGUGGUCCACGCGCUGGGGCGCGCCUUCCGCUGGCAUCUUUGCAUGUCACAGCUGGGAGAGGCGAGCUCUGAAGCCCUGCUUCCCAACACCAUCGUGGCGAAUGCCGCCAUCACCUGCUGUGGGCAGAGCUCCAGAUGGCAAGUGGCAGCUGCAUUUUUCGACGGCGGCAUUCCGCAGUUGAAGCCGGAUCUGGUUUCAGGCAAUGCGCUGGCGACUGCCUACCAGCGUGCAAGCCGGUGGCAUUCAUCCUGUGGCGUGCUCUCGCUGCUGCCAGCCCUUGCAAUUUUCCCUGAUACGGUGACGCACAAUGCUGCACUGGCUGGCCUGGUGGGAAGGUGGCAGCAAGCGGGGAGCCUGCUGCGGCACAUGGCGCAUGCUUUGCUCCAGAAAACGGUGGUCAGCCUCGGUACGCUGGUUACUGUCCAUGGCGAUUCAUCCCGCUGGCCAGCUGCCCUUGUCCUGGCAGAGCAGGUCAAGGAACAAGCUUUACAGAUCACGACGACCAUCUGCAAUGCGGCGAUCAGCGCCUGUGAGGAAGGAAGCCUUUGGGCUCGCUCCACGGCCUUGCUCUCGUUCUUCGCGCUGCUGUGCCGGCCGAGCCUCAUUACCCUUGCGGCCCUGAGCAGCGCACAUGGCAAGGCCGAUGUGUGGCAGAGUUCCGCUGCCAUUGUGCACUCCAUGCUUGGGGAGCAUUUGGGAGCUGAAGGCUCUCUCUUCCGUUCUGCCGCAACGGCUUGCUACAAUGCUGCUCUGAGUGCAGCCGGCCGCGCACGACGAUGGACGGCCUCCCUGGGCCUCGCUGCGGAGCUCCUGGGGAGGCGCCUGACACCGAGUGCCAUCACUCUCAACUCCCUCGCUGCUGCUUGCGCAUCCAGUGUGGAAGGAGAGGCGCGGGCCGUUUCCUUGAUGGCUCGCCUCUCAGAGGAGCAUCUUCGGGCGGACAACUUUUGGUACAACACCUUGAUCACCUCGGCCACGCGGCGGCAGGAGUGGGCCCGGGCCUUGGCGUUGCUGUCCCGGCUACGUGAAGGAGGGCUCCAGCCUGAUGCCAUCGCCUGCCGCGCCAGCCUGAGCGGCUGCAAGGUACGGCAAUGCUGGCCGGCGGCGAUAUCUCUGAUGGCGGCUUUCGCUAGCUUCGCUGUGCUGGAGGAAGACGCCAGCCGCAGCAGCUUCCUUGACUGCUUCGACGACUCUUGCGCCUGGGAAGCAACCGGAUCGUUGCUGGGCCGAUGGGAAGCGAAGGGGUGGCUGCCGGAUACCGUGGCCGUAAAUGCGGCCCUGGGCACCUGCACAAGAUGGCGGCACUGGCUGCCUGCACUGAAGCAUCUGGAUGUGCAUCGCGGGUGCUUGGAUGUCAUCACCUGCACCUCCGCCAUUGCUGCCUGCGCUGGGCGGCACUGGCGGUCGGCCCUGGCCUUGGCUGAGAAGCUGCACCUUCAGGGCGUGCGAGCAUCGCGGCUGACCUACUUGGCUGCGAUGGAGUCUUUUGGCUUUGGCCUCAGGCCCUGUCAACAUGUGGUCCGACGAGUGCAAAGAUCGCUCCAGGAGCAGGAACAGGUCAUGGACUCCCUGGCCAUGGGCUUUGUGCUUGGCUCAACGGGUGUGCGCCCUGGAGCCGUGCCCCGGUGGUGGGGAAGCCGCGGCACCUUGCGCCGCUUUCGGAGCCUGUCCACCGACGGUGGUCCGAGCGCCUGUGGGGCGCAGACUACUGGAGGUAUUGUGCGGGUCAACCGUGGCCUCUCUGUGGAUUGCUCUCAAGUCGAUGACGAGGCUUUUGGGAGGUUAGCCAUGGGCAAACGAGCGUCCAAAGCCGACGCAAGCGUGUCAGAGGCCGGCCUACAAGAUUUCGCUUCAGCCGUGCAGAGGCAGCUCCGAGAGAAGCAGCGCUUGAUUCGCACCUUUGACGUGGGCGGCACAGGCGUGAAGACGGGCCUUUUCAGCGCGACAGCUUUGCAAGCUUUCUUCGAGAGCUCUGCUGCAGGCCCUCACACCGACGGGCCGGAUGAAGCUGCAGAGCAGGGCCCCGUGCAGUGUGCAGAGCUCGAGUGGGUGGAGCGGCCCACACAGCUCGGACAGGCACCAGGAGAGGAUGGCUUUGAUGCCUGGUUGGAGGAAGCGCUUCCGCGACUUAGGCAGGAGAAGGCGAAUGCAAACGUCGUCUUUGGCGUCUCCACCGCUGGGGAUGUGGAACACCGCACCGGCAUACUCCACGACUGGUGGUCUGCUGGGGGCCAUCCACAGCAGUGGGGCGACUCGAGGCCUGAUCCCCAUGUGGCGGAUCUUAUGGGUCUUCCCAGAGACCGGACGUUCAUUCUGCACGACGGCGCAGCCCACUUGCUGGGCUGCAGCCGGCAGAUUGUACCCAUACCUCGGCUGGCUUGCCUUUCUGUUGGAACCGGUGUUGGUUUCGGCAUCUCCGACGAGGAUGGCGCAAUUCUGGAUCCGUUCUCCCCGGCAGGAUCGCGAAGUCACUUGCUGAAUGGUGUCCCGCUCUCAGGUGCACCGUAUCGGGGCAUUUGGCGAAGCUGGGUGGAACAAACAGAUCACGUUGACGAUGUCGAGAAGGUCAUGGUCCGUGAGUUUGCCGGCAUGGGGCGGCCAUGGAACAUGCCCUGGGUGAGCCUGGUGUUGGGCCGACGGGGCAUGGAGCUAGCAGAAGCAGCCUUCGGCUGCCAGCCUCCUCAACCAUGUGAAGAGGAGGCUGACGAAGGCCGACAGGUCGCGCCGGCCAACGAUGCUGAGCGCAAGCCGGCUAGCACUGCCUAUGCGAACCAGUGGCUGCACUUCCUGAACACUCAGUUUCUCCCGCAAUGCUGCACUGGAUCGCGAAGACAUCGAGCGGAUCAUAUUUGCUUCGGCGGGCGUGUGGCAGAGACGAAUUGGCCAUCAUUGCAAGAGGUGAUCGUUGGCCCAGACUCUUGUGUUCUACCUUUGCCGGGUACAACAGAAGUGCCUACCGGAAAUGCCAAGCGUGGCAGGACCUCCAAGAGGGCGGCUGGAACGAAACCACAAGCCGUGCGGGUACUGCCCCCGGCGCCCCAUGGUUCGGGGCUCAUAGGCGCGGGACUCUACGCUUUGGCGGGCCUCGGACGAGCCGAGAUGGGCAUCUGGAGCAGAUGA
Messenger RNA from Symbiodinium sp. CCMP2456, 3216 nucleotides. Lineage: Eukaryota; Dinophyceae; Suessiales; Symbiodiniaceae. The record is from the annotation of a GenBank genome assembly.